GAAGCCCGCUGCGGUGUGCGUCAAGUCGCGUUCGGUUGUUGCUGUCGAGGGUUUGAACAGUCACCGAACGAACCCAUUGACAACCACCACCAACCAUUGCUUGCAUACCUGUCGCAGCUCAAACGAAAAUGCCCGCAGACGCUGCACCCCCACAAGACGUCAAGCGCAAAGCCGCGCGCGAAGUUAUCGACAUCCUCCACGAGAUUGCGACACUGCUCAACACUAAGCUCGACCGCCAACAGCUUUCUUACUGCGUAUCUCUCAUCGAAAAUGGCGCAAAUCCCGAGGCCUUAGCCAACGUCAUCCGCGAACUGCGCGAAGAAUACGGCACCGACUCGGUCGACGGCGGCGCAGAAGAGCCUGGCGCUCGUUGAGCUAGCCUGCAGUCACGAUAUCAUUGACUAGACCUCGAUCUCGAUACGGCUCGACUUGCAGCAGAUCCGGGACCGCUCGCCGCCAGACAUCUAUCUGGAACUCCGCUUGCGCAGACCUGGCUACAAUUGGCGAGCUUGCGAGCACAUCGUCUCUUAUCGGAAGCGUGCUUACCCCAGAAGUGAGGGCACAUGCACACUAUAAUGCGGGGCACUAUGCGCCAACCGCCAAGCGUGAAUGCAGUCCAACGACGUCGCGCAUUGUUAUCAGGCCUCAGAAUGACGCGAUAAAGGUGUGAAGGAACCAGGCCGACAGGUCGGGCGAGCGCCAGGUCGCUGGGUGAGUGUCAUGCAUGCUCACACUUCCAUCUCGCACAAAACAUGUUGGUAGUGAGUAGUGAAGUAGUAAUUAGUAUGUAGUAUCUCUAGUAUAGCUGUAAAUGCGAUGUAGCGAGGGUA
Paraphaeosphaeria sporulosa is the source of this 830-nucleotide messenger RNA. RefSeq lists its product as uncharacterized. The transcript is spliced from 3 exons. The record is from RefSeq and is a predicted model, not a curated record. Gene Ontology annotation, biological process: gamma-tubulin complex localization; mitotic spindle assembly; microtubule nucleation by interphase microtubule organizing center. The coding region runs from base 129 to 374 and encodes 81 amino acids. Gene Ontology annotation, cellular component: gamma-tubulin ring complex; centrosome; spindle. NCBI's taxonomy places the organism in Eukaryota, Fungi, Ascomycota, Dothideomycetes, Pleosporales, Didymosphaeriaceae.